This is a messenger RNA of Canis lupus familiaris (dog), 809 nucleotides long. RefSeq names its product HscB mitochondrial iron-sulfur cluster cochaperone (gene HSCB). Lineage: Eukaryota; Metazoa; Chordata; Mammalia; Carnivora; Canidae. Gene Ontology annotation, cellular component: mitochondrion. The record is from RefSeq and is a predicted model, not a curated record. Bases 71 to 778 code for a protein of 235 amino acids. Gene Ontology annotation, biological process: protein complex oligomerization; [2Fe-2S] cluster assembly. Gene Ontology annotation, molecular function: ATPase activator activity; protein-folding chaperone binding. The transcript has 6 exons.
GUCGCUCUCCAUCUCUCUCUCCCGGUCCCCCCCCGCCCCAGGCGCCCGCGGCGACCUAGGCCGCGGCCAGAUGUGGGGCGGGAGGACCGGCGCCUUGCUCCGGGUGUGCGGGCUGUGGCCGGCAGGGGCCCUCGGAAGGAGACCGCUGAGCUGCGAUGCUGCGUCUCUGGCGGGGAGCGGUUCCUCCCAGUGUUGGAACUGCGGCGGCCCCGGGGGCCCCACGCGGGGGGACGGGUUCUUCUGCCCACAGUGCCGCGCGCUGCAGCCGCCUGACCCCACUCGAGAUUACUUCAGCCUCAUGGACUGUAACCGUGCCUUCAGAGUUGACACAGCAAAGCUCCAGACUCGGUACCAGCAACUACAGCGUCUUGUCCACCCUGAUUUCUUCAGCCAGAGAUCCCAGACUGAAAAGGACUUCUCAGAGAAGCAUUCAACCUUGGUGAAUGAUGCCUAUAAGACCCUUCUGGCUCCUCUGAGCAGGGGACUAUAUCUUCUAAAGCUCCAUGGAGUAGAGAUUCCUGAAGGGACAGAUUAUAAAAUGGACAGGCAGUUCCUCAUGGAAAUAAUGGAAAUCAAUGAAAAACUUGCAGAAGCUCAAAGUGAAGCUGCCAUGAAAGAGAUUGAAUCUAUUGUCAGAGCUAAACAGAAAGAAAUGACUGACUAUGUGAGCAGAGCUUUUGAACAAGAUGAUUUGGAAAAAGCCAAGGAAAUGUUAACAAAGAUGAGAUACUUUUCAAAUGUAGAAGAAAAAAUCAAGUUAAAGAAGAUUUCCCUCUAAUGAUUACUAGUUUAAAAGUUUCAAAAAUAAA